AUGUGGACGUGUAUCACGGACUUCUUCACCUAUGAGACCACCAAGUCGGUGGUGGUGAAGAGCUGGACCAUCGGGAUCAUCAACCGCGUCGUACAGCUCCUCAUCAUCACCUACUUCAUCGGGUGGGUGUUUGUGCAUGAGAAGGCGUACCAGAUCAGAGACACGGCUAUAGAGUCGUCUGUCAUGACCAAAGUCAAAGGCUUUGGACUCUACAACAACCGAGUCAUGGACGUAGCUGAGUACGUCACCCCCUCUCAGGGGGCCUCUGUGUUCUGCAUCAUCACUAAAUUCAUCACCACAGAGAACCAGGUGCAGGGAUACUGUCCCGAAAGUGAGAUGAAAUACAAGUGUACGCACGACAACAACUGCACUAGGUUCCUCAACAAGCCUGGAGGAAAUGGUCUUCCAACGGGCAGGUGUGUACAUUUCAACGACACCCUCAACACCUGUGAGAUCAGAGGCUGGUGCCCCGCGGAGAUCGACUACAUCAAGACGCAUCCUAUGAUGGAGGUGGAGAACUUUACCAUCUUCAUCAAGAACAGCAUCCGUUUCCCCCUAUUCAACUUCACCAAGGGUAACUUCCUGCCCACCAUCACCCCUCAGUACAUCAAGGCGUGUAACUUUGAUCAUGAGAACAACACCUACUGUCCCAUCUUCAGGGUGGGGGACGUCAUCCGCUAUGCACACCAGAACUUCACCACGCUGGCACAGAAGGGAGGGGUGAUAGGUAUAAAGAUUGGCUGGAUGUGUGACCUGGACCAGUCAGAGGAUGAGUGUAACCCUUCCUACUCCUUCACGCGGCUGGACGCCAUGUCGGAGAAGAACAGCGUCUCCCCCGGGUACAACUUCAGGUAUGCUAAGUACUACAAGAUGGACAAUGGGACAGAUUACCGUACUCUGCUGAAGGCCUAUGCCAUCAGGUUUGAUGUGCUUGUCAAUGGAAAUGCAGGGAAGUUUAACAUGAUCCCGACUCUGAUCAACAUGGUAGCUGCCUUUACGUCAGUUGGAGUGGGCACCGUGCUUUGUGACAUCAUACUCUUGAACUUUCUGAAGGGAGCAGAGCAAUACAAGGCCAAGAAGUUUGAGGAGGUAUCAGACACGCAGAUCGAGAACUCCUUAUCCAGCAAUGGGCUCUAUCGGAGUAGGGAGUUCAUUGGAGUAGAGAAGCAGUCAAACGACUCAGGGGCCUUUUCCAUUGGGCAAUACGGCUAACGGACAGCCAUUGGAAUGGAUUGUUUGAGGGGAAAGGUGGUGGCAAUUUGGGACGUUUGGCUGCAAAAUGUAGGUUUAGGGUGAUAUUGCCCAUAGACCCUAAUCUUGGAUCAGUUUAACAUUUCCCCCACAAAUGGUUAUGGUGAGAAUUGGGGAAGGGGAAACUGAUCCUAGAUCUGUACCUAGGCUAAACAUCACCCCGGACAGAGAAUGCAUAUAUGUAUGGCAUUGUAAUAUCCCUAAUAUUUCACAUGAACCUGUAAUUUACCUGUAAUAUUGUCAUGGUGGAGGUUGUAUGUGUAAUCCUUAACUUUGCAUGUGACCCUGCAUGUGACCCACCAUGGGCUAUCGUAUUUGAACUCCUACCUCUACAAAGUAUUAAAGUCUACCCACAACUUCAAUAAAAUUAUGUCACUUAAAUUUGA
Messenger RNA from Oncorhynchus kisutch (coho salmon), 1637 nucleotides. RefSeq names its product P2X purinoceptor 3-like. Bases 1 to 1212 code for a protein of 403 amino acids. The record is from RefSeq and is a predicted model, not a curated record. Gene Ontology annotation, cellular component: plasma membrane. NCBI's taxonomy places the organism in Eukaryota, Metazoa, Chordata, Actinopteri, Salmoniformes, Salmonidae. The transcript is spliced from 12 exons. Gene Ontology annotation, molecular function: ATP binding; extracellularly ATP-gated monoatomic cation channel activity; purinergic nucleotide receptor activity. Gene Ontology annotation, biological process: calcium ion transmembrane transport; response to ATP.